Linum tenue is the source of this 3297-nucleotide messenger RNA. The record is from the annotation of a GenBank genome assembly. NCBI's taxonomy places the organism in Eukaryota, Viridiplantae, Streptophyta, Magnoliopsida, Malpighiales, Linaceae.
UUUUGUCUUUGGAUCUGAUAAUCAGUGAUUUUAAUUUUACUGUUAACUCAUUUAUUAAUUCUGUUAAUUCGCUGCUUAAUAUUCUCUCCCUCUCCCCUGUUUUGUGCUUUCUUCAACACUGAUGAACGCCGAGAUAGCUGCAACAAGCAACAACAAAAAAGCGCUCUCUCUCUCUCUCUCUCUCGUCUCUGCCAUUUCCCCAUCUCUCCACUCUCUCCAACUAACCACCUCCCCGAAACUGGUAACUUUCCUCCUUUUCCUGAAAAACCCUAGUUUCCAUUUCAUCUCAUUCGAUUCUUUCUUCUUCGUGUUUCUUCCCAUCACAAAUGCCGGAUGCCGGAAGCUCCUCUUUUCGGAAUUGUUCUGGCUGAUCGUUGUUUUGUUCGUUCCUCGCCCGCACCCUUCCGGAUUUUCUGUUUAGUGAUCGGUUGAUCUGAAUUUGGUUAAGUUGCUGGGCGCGUUGAUGGACAUCUGUUGUUGAUUCUGGUUCCAAUUCUUCAUUGAUCCAAGGAGCUUGUUUUGGCAUUUACUGUGGGGAAUUGGAUUUAAAUCCAAUUCAAUUUUAUCUCAAUUGUUUUGGAUUCGAAGCUUAGAGUGGAAAUCUGAAGAUCCCGAAUCGAGUGGCUUGCUGCCUCUCUGGUUACUGUGGACUCUGCUGUUCGAUGCUUGCAGGGAUAGUUGGUGUUCAUGGUAAAAUGUACACAAGCUUGUAUGUGACUAUUGGUGACGCUUUUCCGUGCUCGUGGAGUUCUGGGUCAUGAUUGGAUCCUUGGUUGGUUGUGAAAGUUCGUUUUGUUUAAAAAUUCGGACAUGAGAAGUCCUUGGCUCAAUAAACUAUAUGUUACUUUAGGCCCUAGACCGCCGGCUAGUUGGUUGUUGUUGUGCCUUGUAUGUGUCCUUGCUGUGAUUGCCAUCUUAGGAUCGACGUCUUCCACUACAUUUGAUUCCGUCGCAGUCACACCAGUUCCGAACAUUUAUUCGAAUUACAGAAGGUUAAAGGAGCAGGCUGCAGUCGAUUAUUUGGAGCUUAGAUCGUUCUCAGUUUCUGCAGCUAGGCAGCAAGUGCUUGGUCUUUGUGGCAAAGAAAGAGAACAUUUUGUGCCUUGUUACAAUGUCACUGCAAAUACAUUGGCUGGGUUUAAGGAUGGUGAAGAGUUCGAUAGGCAUUGUGAAAUGUUUAGGCCAAGAGAGCGUUGCUUGGUUCGGCCUCCAAAGGAUUACAAGAUCACCACUAAGAUGGCCGGCAGGGAGGGAUGUAAUAUGGAGUGGAAAUGUGAGGCUAAGCAGAGACCAGUUUCUUUCUUCUGGAAGCAUGACAAAGAGAUUGAUGCUGCUGGAAGAGAAUCAAAUUGCUUUUCACUCUGAAGAUGGAUCGAUAUUUGAUGGAGUGAAAGACUACUCACGCCAGGUUGCUGAAAUGAUAGGUUUAGGAAGUGACGCUGAGUUUCAUCAGGCUGGUGUAAGGACUGUGUUGGACAUUGGUUGUGGAUUCGGAAGCUUUGGAGCUCAUCUAGUGUCGCUCAAGGUAAUGCCGAUCUGCAUUGCUGCUUAUGAGGCCACCGGCAGCCAAGUUCAAGUAGCACUUGAGAGAGGCCUACCAGCUAUGAUUGGAAAUUUUAUCUCACGGCAACUUCCAUAUCCUUCAUUGUCAUUUGACAUGAUUCACUGUACUCAGUGCAGUAUUAUCUGGGAUGAUAAAGAUGGUAUGUUCCUUAUCGAAGUGGACCGAAUUCUCAAGCCAGGAGGUUACUUUGUUUUAACAUCUCCGGCAAGUAAACCAACUGGAAGUUCAUCUAGAAUUAAGAAGAGGAGCAUGGUGGCACCAAUUGAAGAAUUCACUGAAAAUAUCUGUUGGAGUCUCAUGGCUCAGCAGGACGAGACGUUCAUCUGGCAGAAAACUGCUGAUGUCAAUUGUUAUAAAUCUCGCAGUAAGUCGGCUUCUCCUCCAAUUUGCAAUGAAGGGAAUGAUAUUCCUCCAUAUUACCAGCCUCUUGUGUCAUGUAUUAGCGGAACCACUAGUCAGCGUUGGAUACCAAUUCAGAACAGGUCAACCGAGCAGUUAAGCUCAUACGAGCUUCAAUCUGAAUGUCCUUUUGCAGGAGUUCCACAAGACGAUUUCUAUGAGGACUCCCAGGUGUGGCGAUCGGCUCUUAGAAACUAUUGGUCAUUGCUAACACCAUUAAUUUUCUCCGACCAUCCAAAGAGGCCAGGCGAUGAAGAUCCAUUACCUCCAUUCAAUAUGCUAAGAAAUGUUAUGGACAUGAAUGCUCAUUACGGUGGCUUAAAUGCUGCCUUUCUGGAUGAGAAGAAAUCGGUUUGGGUGAUGAAUGUUGUCCCUGUUAGGGCCCGUAAUACUCUUCCCCUCAUAAUCAAUCGAGGUUUCGCUGGUGUUCUACAUGAUUGGUGUGAGCCCUUCCCGACUUACCCCCGAACAUAUGACUUUCUCCAUGGAUAUGGACUGCUCUCUCAUCUUAGUUCAGAGAGGUGUGGUAUGAUGGACGUACUAUUGGAGAUGGAUCGAAUUCUAAGACCUGAGGGAUGGGUGGUUCUGUCAGAUAGUGUAGUAGCCAUCGACAUGGCUCGAGCACUAGCUGCGCAGAUACAUUGGGAAGCAAGGGUUGUGGAUCCUCAGAAUGGCAGCGACCAGAGGAUACUGGUUUGCCAAAAACCAUUUGUCAAGAAAUGAUUCUUCAAGCAUUUUAGUAUUAAUGGAAUCCUUCGUAUUAACUGUACAAUCUUUGUUUUCCGCUGGCAAACUGUUACCCUCAUCUCUUUGAAACUCAGCUAGCUCUCUGUUAACAAAGCUUAUGGCCACGGAUUUGAAAUUGGCAGCAUGAACAUGUUACAACACUGUCCAGGGCCCUGAGAGCAGGAAAUUAGCACUGGCAAACUAGUGGGAAUUGGAAGAGGCUGUAGAUUAGCAAGAAGCCUUGUAUUGCUGGCUGCAGAGAAAGUGAGCUGCUAAGUGCAAAAGCCAUUCAGAUUUUUUUUCCCCCCAUUUUUGUUUUGAGUUCAAAGCAUUUGUAGCAUUUAUUCAUCGAUUUUGUUUUGGCUCCCUUCUUUUUGCUAAUUCUUUCAGUGUUGAUGAUCUCUUUGUUAUUCUUUUUUUUUAUUAUUUUAAUUUCCUUCUCUUCCAAACAUUGAGAGUUUCAAGGAAGAUUUUUCAUAUAAUUAUAUAUAAUGAAUGUACUGGGACGGGAACAGCAGUAAAGUGCAGUCAAGGAAAAACUUUAUAAAUUCCCACGACAUUCUUCUUUUUCAGUCCCUUCAAGGAUAUCCAAUAUUCUUCUUUUUCUA